Messenger RNA from Cyprinus carpio (common carp), 2115 nucleotides. Its product is annotated as TSC22 domain family, member 3. The record is from RefSeq and is a predicted model, not a curated record. The transcript has 3 exons. NCBI's taxonomy places the organism in Eukaryota, Metazoa, Chordata, Actinopteri, Cypriniformes, Cyprinidae. Bases 419 to 940 code for a protein of 173 amino acids. Gene Ontology annotation, biological process: regulation of transcription by RNA polymerase II.
UCCCUUGUUUCCAGCCUUCUUCUCCAUCCCUCCACCUCCUCUCUCACUGUCUGCACUGUAUGCACGCACAGGGGCAGGGAAAAGUGCAGGGCAGGGGACAGCGGAAAGAAAAAAAAUCAACAAAAAAACAGAAGCAGCUUCUGGGUUUUCUUUCAAACGCAUUCCGGCUGCAUCCUUACCAGAGAACAGGCACCCCCGGCUCAUAAAAACCUGCGUUGCGUGUGCACACACACACACACACUCACACACGCAGUCGAGGAGAACCAACUCACAGAAGCGUCUUCUCCUGUAGCACCUGGCAACACUUGAUCGCAGAAGGUGGACGAUAGAAAGAGAGGUGUGCUUGAAGAUCACCUGGGAGCAGGUGGAGGAGAACCUGUCACGGCUAAGUGACUCCCAAGUGGGGCAACUUGACCUGAUGUCAAACGAGGAGUGCCGUUCGCCCAUCGGCCUGGACUGCUGCAGCUGCUGUCUGGAUCUGGCCAAUGGCUGCCAGCCUGAGCCGGGUCGAGAGGGUCACACCAGCCUGGGUAGCCCUACAUCAGUCAACCACUUCAGACAGCUCCGAGACCAGCUUCACUUUCAGAACCUAAACAAAGAUAAGCUCAACAACAUCAUGAGACAGGACUCACUGGAGUCGGUGGUCCGGGACCCCUGUUACCUGCUCAACGAGGGCAUCUGCAACAGCAACAUUGACCAAACCAUGCUGUCCAUACUGCUGUUCUUCCACAGGCAGGUUUCCAUGCAUGUGCAGCAGUUAAGCUGGCAGGACGCAAGGGUUCCAGAGGUGGGACGACCGCUGACAAGACUAGUGGCAUCACGCCGGCACGGCAGUGUGGAGAGAGGGGCAGGAAGGAGCUUUUCCAGACUGCUGACCAAACCUUAUCCGCUGACGGCAACCGGUUGGUGGGGACGGUGUGGCCCUUCCUUCCCCCUCUGAUGGGAAACAUGGAGCACGAACGGGAAACACCCACGGGCAGGUCGAGCCACCCAGGUAAAGCCACGGAUAAACCACACUGAUGACAUUUUAUGUCUCAACAGGUCUCUGAGCUGCAUUCCGGCUGUCAAAAGGAGGCCGUGGAACAUUUAACAGGCAAUUAAACAGUUACUCAUGUUAUUUAUGAUCUGACUUUGCUCUGGGCACUACACAAACUUCAGUAUGAGCAUGUGUGACAAGUACAAAUUGGAGUCUUAGAAACAGAUAGGUGAUAAAUAGCUACAGUUGAAGCUUCUCUUGGUACAGUAUGUUACAGUGUCUCUGCAGAUAAUAUCUUCACAAUAGAAUGCAUACAACUUAUAUUAAUAUGUAUAUUAUCCCAAGUUUCCUCAGAUCAGAACAGUGUUUUCUAUGCAUUAUAAUUUGUGGAUGUCAUGUUUAUGCAUUUUAAAUUAGUUACACAAUUACUGGCCACUUGUAAAGGUGUUACGUAAUCAGAGGAUCUUUGGAUUUACUGUUUUAUGCCGUUCUGUAGACAUGUAUUACUAUGAUCAACAAAAAUAAAUUCACUCGACCUUUUAGGUGGCACAAAACCCAAAGCACGCACUUAACACAGACCGAAUCCGGCGCACACAUAUUUAUAAACUUCCGAGACUUGCAUUUCUGGCAAAAAAUGAAUUGGAAGUGUUCCUCCCAAUCAAUCCAUUCUUUGUAUUGUGGGGGUUGUGGGAAUUCUUGCCUUUUGCAUGACUCAAGGCCGCUGUCCUCAGAGUUGGACAUCUUCUAGAACAUUCCAGACAAGCCUAGAAGUUUACUGCUCUCCGAUUUCUGUCUGUGGUUUGGCAUAGCUGUUCGUAAAUUACUAUCGGAAGUCUGCACGCUUGUUUUGCUUUGAGAGAGAGUUCAAGGAACGUUUUGUACCCAAUUAAAAUGUAAAUACUAAAAGAUGUAACAUUUUGGCUUCUGCCUCUUUUAUGGGAGGUCUUGUUUUGUUUUCAAAUAAUAGAGGUGGAAUGCCCUGACACUGUGGAAACCUCUUAUUAAAGUGUCUUAUGUAACACACCCUAAAUAUAACACAUACAUUUACACCCUAAAUUGAACAUUUUAAUGUAAAUGAAAUGCCCAUAAUUGGAUAAAAUGUAAGUGAUUAACAAUAAUAAAUAAAUACAUUUAAUUAA